UGAAUGCCUGCAAGAAACGACACAGAAAUAAUAGGGCAGAGCGAUCAAACAGAGAAAUCUACAUUUUGAUUGAUCUUUCUUUUAAAGCUUGAUGUGCGUGUCUCUGCGCGCACCCGAAACGAACCUGAGCCAAAAGCAAACUCCUCAGACUCCUCCCUCCUCCUCCCUUCGGUUUCUCGCAUCCUCUCCCUCCCCCCCCCGGUGCUCUAUGCUCAGUUCGGUGUGUGUCUCCUCUUUCAAAGGGCGCAAGGGUGGGAACAAGUCGUCCAACAAAGCAUGUUACAGCGCAGACAUGACUUGUCCGUCGGAAAGCGAGAAAAUCGUGAUAAACUGCGGGGGGGUGCGGCAUGAGACCUACCGGAGCACCCUGAAGACGCUGCCCGGGACCCGCCUGUCUUGGCUCACCGAGCCGGACGCCUUCAGCAACUUCGACUACGACCCCAAAUUGGACGAGUUCUUCUUCGACCGCCACCCGUCGGUCUUCUCCUUUAUCCUAAACUACUACCGCACAGGGAAGUUGCACUGUCCCAACGAUGUGUGCGGUCCGCUGUUCGAGGAGGAGCUGGCCUUCUGGGGUAUCGACGAGACGGACGUGGAGGCGUGCUGCUGGAUGAACUACCGGCAGCACCGGGACGCGGAGGAGGCGCUCGACAGCUUUGAGACCCCGGAGCCCGACGUGCCGGACGACGACCCGGCUCUGGGUGGCGCGGACGGGGACUUGAAAAGACUGUGUCUGCAGGAGGACGCACGGAGAGGCUGGUGGAAGACCUGGCAGCCCAGAAUAUGGGCUCUGUUCGAAGACCCGUAUUCGUCCAAAUACGCCCGGUAUGUGGCAUUCAUUUCCCUCUUCUUCAUCCUCAUCUCCAUUUCCACUUUCUGCAUGGAGACGCAUGAGGCCUUCAACACCAUCCUAAACAAGACAGAGAACAUCACAAAUGGCAACGUGACUAAUGAGGAGAUAGUGUAUGAAGUGGUGACUGACAGCUGGUUGACAUAUGUUGAAGGUGUAUGCGUCAUUUGGUUUACCAUUGAGGUCUUGCUGCGGGUUAUCUUCUGUCCAGACAAGUUGGAAUUCUUCAAAAGUGCCCUCAACAUCAUCGACUUUGUUGCCAUCCUGCCCUUCUAUCUGGAGGUCGGCUUGAGUGGUCUGUCCUCCAAAGCUGCCAAGGAUGUCCUGGGGUUCCUGCGUGUUGUCCGAUUCGUGCGUAUCCUCCGAAUCUUCAAGCUUACUCGUCACUUUGUGGGUCUCCGAGUCCUCGGCCACACCCUUCGUGCCAGUACCAAUGAAUUUCUCCUCCUCAUCAUCUUCUUGGCCCUUGGUGUCCUCAUCUUUGCCACAAUGAUCUACUAUGCUGAGCGAAUUGGGGCACAUCCAGAUGACCCUACUGCCAGCGCCCACACCAACUUCAAGAACAUCCCUAUUGGAUUUUGGUGGGCCGUGGUUACAAUGACCACAUUGGGUUAUGGUGAUAUGUACCCGGAGACGUGGUCAGGAAUGCUGGUGGGUGCGCUCUGUGCCUUGGCUGGUGUGCUAACCAUUGCUAUGCCUGUACCUGUCAUUGUGAACAACUUCGGCAUGUACUACUCCCUGGCUAUGGCCAAGCAAAAGCUGCCCAAAAAGAAGAACAAACAUAUCCCUCGAGCACCUCAACCGGGGUCACCCAACUACUGCAAGCCAGACGCUCUGGCAAUGGCUACUGCCUCACCACAAAGGAUCUUGGGAAAUGUCUUAGGCGGAGUGAUGGGGUCCGGAGGUCUAGGGGGUGACUGCCCUCUUGCUCAAGAGGAAAUUAUAGAGAUCAAUAGAGAUUCCAAGCAGAAUGGUGACGCAGCCUCGGCCGCCUUGGCUAACGAAGACUGCCCCACCAUCGACCAGGUGCUGAGCCCGGACGAGCGGAGCCCCAUUGGGCGGGGCCCCACUCGGGAACGCUACCAGCAGGACCGAGCCUGCUUCCUACUCAACACCAGGGAAUUCCGUGCCACAGAUGGGAACGUUCGGAAAGGUUGUGUCAUAUCACGCGUGUCGACUGGCCAAGAGAAAUCUCGCAGUCUCAAUAACAUAUCAGGAAUGGCUGGGUCAUCCCUGCGGCUCGCCCCCAUCACUAGUCCACCAUUUGAGAACUAUGAGACCCCGGGACAACUGCGUCGCUGUCGCUCCCCUAUCCCCUCCAUUUUGUAGCAGAAAGGAUGCUCUUGAUUGGAUGAUAAAGAAGUGGAUUAGUUACAGACUGAUCACGCUGAAACUUCCCUUUGCAUUAUAUUAUAUUGUGCAAACAAAUAGCAAUAAUGUGAAAUGAACUUGAAUGUAGAGUGACCUGUAGUCGUGAUUUCAAGUUUGUGAUGCAUGCAUCAGGUAUGCAAAUGGGGUAAAAGUACAAAAUGUAGCUUUAAAGACAGUUAUUCUAAAUUAUUAAAUGAAAUAUUAAAAUAUUUGGAUUGUUUAGUGAAUAAAAAAAAUUGAUAUUGAUAUUUUAAAAAGUUACAUUUAUAGCUAGACAUUCAUUUUGUGUUGUGGACCAAAUAAAACUAAGCUAGCAUCUCCAGCCAGAGAAAUGAACAUGAAACAAAAAUAAGUUAAUUUAGCCAAAGAAAAAAAUCUUCAUUUGUAGAUUACAUUGAUGGUAAACUUGUUUCCUGCAUUUGUUGUUUGUGACUUAUGAUGUAUGAGGAUAGUAGGAAUAACAAUGAUUAGUUCUUUGCUUCUGUAAAACACAAUAUUAGCAUCCUGUCAUCAUAGGAUACUUACAGUAUGUAGAAAGUUUAAGCAUCAUGUUAAAGCAAUGUCUAGAGCUAAAAAAAGAUAUACUGCGAUGUAAAUUAAGAGUAUUAAUAGGCCUAAUCUUAAUACACUGAGGAUAGAAUCCCAUAUAUGCAAAUACUGAAUAACCUUGGAGUUAGCAGGUAAAGGUCCAUUCUGUCAUUUUAAGGACGGGUAGGGGAGGAACAUGUGUAACUAUAUAAAAUGAAGAUCUGCGCAAAAUGAGUUUUGAAUGCAGAAAACAUAACUUUAGCAGGUUUUUUACCUUUUCAAUUCUUUCCGAUUAUAGAAAAUCAAGAUAAUCUUUGUUUUUUCAGACAGAAAUAUCUAGCAUGCAUUUCAGACCUGCUCGCUAGCCCUCAUCUAAUUAUGUAUUGCAGUUACAGGGAAGUACCACAUUAGCAUGGUAUUUAUGUCAUCUAAAUUAUUUUAUUCAAAACAGAAAAGCAACAAUUAUUCCUGCUGUUGCUAAUAUAGCAGUCUUGUUUCAGGCAGCUGACCAGAAGUGCACAGCAACAGGUUAAAAAGAAUGGGUAGUUUGUGUUAAUCUGUGCUUCAAGCAUUCAGAAAAAACUUUGGGUACUCGGGCCCUUCCUCUGUCAUCUCAAUUAAAGCACUUUAAAAAGUAGUACGGGUAAUAUGGAAAACAUUAUCGCUUUGAAACUUUUUCUUGAUACUUUAUGUUAUGCUAGCAAUCAUUCAACACACUCACACAUACGUGACCUAUGCUGAGCUUUUACUGCACAUGAGCAACUCAUUUGUGCUGAUCCUCAUUUUAGGCAGUUACUAGGUCAGGGGUCUGCAACCUCUGCAAGAGCCAUUUUUGCUCUCAGUCCAGCUAAAUAAAACGUGUUUAGAGCUGCUAAUGUUACAUGAUCUUUUGAAUAAAGACAAGCUUUACUUUUUGAUAAAUAUCUACUACUGGAAAUUUGUUGUCACUUUUAAAGAACCCACAUUUAUUCUAUGUUUAGGUUUUAAAAUAAAGAGAAACAAAACUGUUGUGAAAAGAGAACUGAUUAUUUCCCAAUCUAAUGACAAGAAAAAUAGAUUUAAAAAUAUUCUGGUAUCUUUGUCAUUGUGUUUUGAAAAAUCAAUGCAGUUGUUCGAUGAAAAAAAUUGACAAACUGCUUAAACCUCAUUUGUUAUUAUAUCUAUAUUUAAAAACAUUUGUUGGUUUUUCUUCUUCUUUAGCCAGAGUUGUUGUAGAAGGUUCAAAGAGCCGUUUGCGGCUCCGCAGUUGCAGGUUGCAGAUCCCUGGACUAGGUGCUAAUACACUGACGUGUCGGGUACACAUUUUGGAACUGAGUUAGCAUGAUGCUAACACUGUGCUAACACACAAGCACAGAGUUAGCAUUGUUGUUCAAAAACAAAGAUUUUUGGGAAUAAUUUGUAAAUUUUUCUCAUGCUGGAGAUAAAAGUUGAUAGAAAAGUUUAAAAUUAUAUCAUUUAAAAAUCAGCUGUUUCUGUAUUCUGAUGACAUUAUACUUGGUCUUGGCAACAAAUACCACCUGAGCAUGAAACUGUGGUUGAAAAGUGAAAGGUUAGAAGACAUCCACAUUAGGAUGUCUAAAUGUGGUUGAAAGCUGGCUGGGGCUGAUCAAAUGGGCUGACCUAGCCUGACUUUCAAUGUUCCUUGUUUAGACUUGAUUUGAAUGAGACCUAUGAGCUAAAAAAUACCAAUUUUCAAAAUAUUUUUCCGGGCUAAAUAGAGUCAAGGACUGACAACCUUUAAAAGGCACAAAAAAAGAUCUUAAUGGAUGUCCAUUGUGUGGAAGGUAGUCAUGAUUAGCGUGGAAUAAUCACUGGCCACCAGAACUUAAAGAGACAGUAUUGUUAAGUGAGUCUAUUGACAAAAUAACAACUAAAAAUUACAACACAUAAUAAGUUUUGCACUACAUUAUUUAUUUGAUGACAGGAAAUGGCUGAAUGGACGAUUGGAAAAAAUCCUUAUCAAGACAGUAAUAUAAAUGAAAUAUUUAAUAUUAGCUUGUUUAUUUUUUUAAGAAAUCUAAGUGCAGUGGAUUUUAAAAGCUCCUCAAAAAGUAAUUUUAAAAGGUCAUAUUUAAAUGACUGUGUUUAACUAUAAAGCUAAAACAAAAACAAGCACUUUACUAACAAUCAGUGUUAAUUACUAAAUGUUAAAACUUGCAUGUAGGCGUAAGGUAUGGAUUAUAUAAAACAGACUGGACUCAAGCCCACAUCAUUGAACACACUUUGAUUAUUGUUUGUAUCACCUCAUGACUGUUAGUUUUCCUAAUCAGGUUUUAUUUGUUUUAAAUGUUUCUCUAAAAUGAAUAAUAUAUAUAUUUUUUUCUAAUUUGACUGAAAAUAAACAAUCUGUAUCUCUAAACAAUGUUUUUAACUAUUACAGCUGAGAUAAACAUCUUUAGGUGUAUCUUUUUCAUGUAUAUACAUUCUGUGUUGAGCAACAGAUGAGCAAAAAAAGUCUAAAAAAUGUCACAUUCACAUAUGCAAUAAAUGUGCAAUAUUUCUUUAAUGCUGGAAAACAUGCUGUGCAUAAACAUGUAAAUAUGCAGAUAUAUUUUUACCCUGAAAAGGUGCACAUACUUAAAAGGCAGACCACUUGUUAGCAUGAUUCAGCUUUUCUGGUUGUAAGUGUAGAAAAGUGUUCAGACCAGAGCCAUUUUUCAUUUUCACUUAAAGCCAGUGUAGUCCAUGUUGAUGUGGUAGAAGUUUUAAAUGGUUUUAGGUUGGAAAACAAGUCAUAUCUUUCUUUUUUUUUUAUUUUGCUGCUUUUCAUUGUAACGAACCACAUUGCUGUACCACUGGAUAUAAAACGUUCAAAGAAAAUAUAAAAUAAAAACAAAACUGAUUUAGGAUCACAUUUUCCACGUGUAAAAGAUGAUCAUUUGUAUGUUUGUUUAGGUGUUUAUAGUAUAACUAUUACAAUCUGUGGUCCUGGUACCAUUUGUUUUUUAAAUCCAUGUGCUUCCAAAGUUUUAACUUGAAGAACUGCAGUUGAAAUUUGUAAAUGAAACAUCUGUCAGCACUUGAAUGUUUGCUUUAAUUGACUGGAAUUGAAACUUUCUGCUGUGGGACAGAUGUAAAACAUUUUUCAGACAUAUAUUUAGGGUUUUGCUUUAUGUCCCCAAUUUCAUGUAAAAAAAAAGAUAAUUUGUCAUUUAGCAUGCUGAGCAGUUUUGUAGCUUUUUGCUGUAUAAUGUGAAACCGAACUUGGGUAAUGGUUUUUAAAUGAAGAGAACCAUUUUAUGAGCACCUAAUGAGGAAAAUGCAUGGUGAUAUUCUGUACAGUCAUUGGGCUUUCUUCAGAAAAUCAUGGUCCAUAUGAACAAACAUGGAAUAAUACUUUCAUUCUUUAUCUGUUGGUUUUCUUUGCUUAGUACCUCAUUAAACCUUUUAAGCGCACUUACAUGUUGUACAAUCAUAAAGCGACUCCAUCAGAGGAUAUUACCCUCUGUGGAUGCUUUGGAUUAUACUUGUAAAUCACUUGUGCAUGUUAUCAUUUACAGUAAAGGAAGAGUGCAAAUAUUUUAUGCAACUGACAGAAAAUGGAUAAGAAGAAUCAAAUAAUUUCUCACACAGCUUUAUUUUGAAAUUUGUUUUGCUGUACUUAUAUUUAUAUUUGUGUUUUACCAAAACCGAUUAGGUUAAUUAGACUGUCACGACUGAGAAUCAUCUUUUGUUCUGACAAGUUAAAUUGAAUAGUUUUCACCUAACAUUGUAGGAAACAAACCAGGCCUUGUUGUGCCUCCAUGAGGUCCCUGUAGACCCUGAUGUCAAUGUAGAAUGCAAAAUAUGGCUAGAUUUAACUAGCUAAAACUCUGAAGCAUUGCUUAAUAGUUCAGUGCUCAUUAUAAAAAAUGUACAUGUGAAUGCAUUAAAGUUAUUUGAUGUCAUUCGUAUUGAUUCUUUAUGUUUACAUCAAGAUUUUCACCAAGAUUAAUAAACAUAAAUCUACCAAAUGUUAUUGAUAAAAAGGUUUCUGGCAACAAAUACAGGCUAAAAGCCCACAGUCCUAAUGUGUGCAGACAGAAUCGGAUCAUAUAAGGAUUAAAUGCAAAGUAUAUUAUUGAAUACAGCUACUUGCUAAAACUAUUUAUACCCCUUUUGCAUUUUGUCAUGUUGCAAUCCCUGAAUUCAGUAUUUUAUUUAAUUGUUUUGUGAUAAACCAACAAAAAAACAUGCAUAAUCGUAAAAUGGAAUGAAAAAUAUGCAUGGUUUUAUAGUUUUUAUUUACAAAUUGAAAUCUAGAAAUUGUGGCAUGUAUAUUUUUUUUUACCCCUAAAUAAAAAUCCAGGUCAAUCAGUAUCUUUGAGAUGUCACUUGACAAGUAAACAGGAUCAAUCUCUGUGUAAUUUAAUCACAGUAUAAAAAUUGCAGCUGUUCUGUGAAGACCUUAGAAGUUGUUAUAGGACAUUAGUGAACAUACAGGAUCACAGCAGACAGGUCAAGGAGAAGGUUUAAAGCAGAGUAGGAUCGAAAACAAUAUCCCAAGCUCUGAACAUUGAAGUUUAUAACUACAAACCAACCAAAACAUAGGUGUCCACCUAAACUGACAGACCAAGCAAGAAGAGCAUUAGUCAAAGAAACGAGGCCCAUGGUAACUCCAGAGGAGCUGCAGACAUCCACAGCUCAGGUGGGAGAAUGCGUUUACUGUGUGAACUAUUAUAUGUACAAAUGAACAAGUUAUGCUCAAAGUGAAAGUGUACAAUUUUGGGCUUUAUCUAUUUUGAAAAGAAGAAUGAGCAAAAGUGUCAUGUGCAGGUGUAACAAGUGAAAGGUUGUUUUACAAACUAUAAAAUUAGGGGCCUGAAUAUGAAUAAAUGCUGCAAUUUAUAGAUUUUUACUUGUAAAAAGAAUAGAAAGUAAUGCAUCAUUGUCUUUGACUUCACAGUACUCCAUUUGUAUUGGUCUAUCACACAAAAUCAUAAACCUCCAUGUAUAAAAUUCAUGGAGGUUUGUGGUUGUGAAAUGACAAAGUCUGAAGAAGUAUUGCAUAUAAAUACUUUUGCAAGGCACUGUAAAAUGUGCACUACAUGUAAUUAGCCAUUGUUAAUGUUUCCUGAAACAGCCAGAUCUCUUGACAGAAGGUGUAUAAACUUCGCUGUUAUACAAUGUAAUAUAGGUACACCUUGUUAGCAUGCAACAAUGUGUUAGUAAAGUGUUAGCACGUGUUAGCAUUCUGUUGGAGGCAACAUUUUAAAUUAUCGUUACAGAGCUGUGGGGAUAGUAUGUAAAACAUUCACAUAUUAAAGUUAUAAAUUUUCUGAAAAUCAAAAAUGUGUAAAAAUGGAAUGAUUUAAAAUAGCUGAUUUUUGGUGAUGUGGCUGCUAUGACAACGUCUCUACUAUGUGCAGACAGAAUCUCAUUCUAGAAAAAGUAAAUUAAAUGUAUAUUACUGAAUUUCAUACUUCUGAAUCUUACUAAUAUUUCUUGAAACAGACAAAUUUAAUGACAGAAUGUGUUAAAGCUAUGGCUGUUAAACAACACAAUUCAGCCACAUUCCGUUAGCAUGCUAAGACUGUGUUGACUCAAUUCUGCUGUCUUACCACGAUGUUAGCAUUCUGUUACAGGUAAAAGCUAAAGUAAAGGUUAAGAACAACACUGUUUCACAAUCCAGAAUGUCUUUAAUACAGGAUCUAAAAACUGGAAAGAAUAUAACAUUUGCAUAAACUGUAUACUUAAGAAACAUGUUUUUGUUCUGUUUUAACUUCAGUACUAGCAAAGUAAUGACAAAAGACUUCCAAAGUAUGCCCAUCUUAAUUUGUCUAAUCAUUGCUAUUUAUUAAAGAUGUAGACAAAAGUUCCUUUUACACUUUUUAAAAUGUAUUUUAUUUUUAGUUAACUUUUAUUUAACCAGGCAGAAGAUUAAGAAAAAAAAACAACAACUGUGUCCUUGCAGUUUUCUGAUGAGAAGGGGUUCUCUGAAAACAGACUGUUAAAGAACAACAGGAAUGAAUUGUGUUUGAUUGACUUUUGAACUCUGCAGUGAGAUGAAUACCUAAUUUUUUUGCAUUCAUCAGUAAGAUGAAUUCCUUUACUUUACAACUAAGGAUUUAUUCUAUUGUACACACUCAAAGAUCCAUGUAUAAGAAGCUAUAUAGAAACAAAUCUUAUCAAAUCAUUGUGAUAAGCCAUACUAGAUCAUAAUUUGUUUCCAUUGUAUUUUGAAUAUUCUAAUUGCAAUUUGGAUAUAUAUUUAAGACUAAUGUACUACAAAUUAGAAUAAAAAAGACAACUACACAUAAAAUAUUAAUGUGUGAUGAAAAUGUAUUUGCCAACAACUUUGCAAUAGACUUCCUAUUGGUGCCUCACGUUGUCUUCCCUUUCACUGGGUUACUAAACCAAAAAGCAGAUAUUUUAUAAUUCAGAAUAGAUGCUAUAAACAUAGCAGACAUGUCUGGCAAAGUUACAUGUAACCUUGGAAAUAACACCAAUUGUCAACUGCUAUUGUUAGCUUAUUUUGCUUAUGACAUAUAUAUGUAACAAUAUGCCAGCUGGUUUGGCAAUUUUUUUAUUGGCUUUCUGUGAUUUUGAAACAACAUAGUCAGCAACAAAAGCUGUUAAAUGAGCUUGAAAAACUGAACAGGUUUCCAGUGAUACUUAAAUUGUGAAAAUUAGACAAUUUAUUGCAUAUAAAUCCAAAUAUAAAAUACAAUUCUUUAAAUAAAAAUAGUCGAUUCAUAGAUAAUGUAACUAGAAAGUCUGGAAUCCCCUGUUUUAUGGAGUGACAUUACAAUCAGUAUUAAAGAAUAAUAGAAAAUGAAUUAAUAUGACAUAAAUCGUGCAAUAAAAAAUCUCUAUAAAAGUAUAAUUAUAUAGCUAUAUAGAGCAUAAACAUAGUAAAAAAAUAGUCAAAAUGGUUUAAAGAAAUUAAUGUUAUUUUCUUGAAAACAUGUUUAUGUCUUAUUAAUUAUUAGUAUAUGAGAGACAUUUGGAAAAAAAACUUUGCCAACCCUCAACAGUUUAGCUGGAUUUUUUGUAAAACUUGCUGUGUUUCAUUUGAUUGUUACUUUGUUGUUAAACAUGUUUACAAUUAAUUUUACAUUAAAAUUCUAUUUAAAACCAUUUACAGUUUGUAUAUUUAAUGCAUGAGUUACUAUCUUGGGCUUGACUGGCCCAAUUGUAAUGUAAUAAUCUGCUGCUUAUAGAUCACAUGAUGGUUUUGCACACCAAGUUUAUAAUUUACCCUGUUUUUUAUUUUUAUACGGGCCUGGUGGGCACAUUAUGAACUUUGGUAACACCUCCACCCCACCCCAUGAUGUCCAUGUUGUGGACAUCAGCAGAGAAAAAGUGGAACGAAGAGCACACAGAAGAAGUUUAAGCAGCUACAAUAAUGGAUAAUGUCUGGUGUUGAUGUGUGUUUAAUAUGCUGGUGAAUGUUAUACAAGAUUCAUUUUCCAUGAUUCCAAGAAGGAAAAACCUUCAGAAAUGUUUUAUUGGGUCAUUUCGCCCCAUAUCCCUGUUUCAUACCUUAGCAGUAACAUUUUGCCCCUUUUGUCCCAAUGUACUUAAACCAUGGAGUAUCAGUUUAUUUGUCUUUGUCAUUAAGGAUUUCAAUAAACUGUAGAGAUCAUUUAAAAUUUUUAAUCUCAUUGUACAUUUGUAUAAUGACAAUAAAAGCAUUAUAUAAAGGGUCAUAAAUAUGGUCAGAACUCGAAUGUGAUUUAAUUUAACUUUAUAAUAUUAUCUGAAAUAUUUGAAUCACACUCAAUUUGGUUCGCAUCCCUGUUGGGGCCCGUUUACUCGUAUAAAACAUGACAAAUUAGCACCCCUAACAUCAACAUCAAACCGAACUAUCUCUGAGUGGCACUUGCAAAUAAUAUUUAUUGGAGUCAGAUAACCAAAUGUUUUUCAGUAGUUUAUGAGUAUGAAUAUAGAAAAUCACUUUAAAUCAUUGGCUUCAAAGUGGUUAUGAAACAUUUAAACAUCAAAUUUAAUAUAAUUGUUAAGGCACGAAAUGGCGAACGAGUGAAAUGACCAAGACCUGUUUAAAUGUACUGUUGUACAUAAAAAUUUUACAAAAUGUUUAGUAUACAUUAAGGAGAAAGUCUUGUGAAAGUUUCUUUGAAAAGUAAAACCAACUCUUUUUCUGAUACACAUGAACAUAUUACAUCCCUAACACAUUUACAGAUUAGGGAGCAACAAAUCCUAUGUAGAUCUCUCUAAUAUUGUUUAUUUUAAUGUUUUUCCACAUUUUGUAAUGUUUCCAUUUCAUGAUUUUGCUAUUUGAGAUUAACCUUUCCAGUAGAUGUGUAUGUUUGUUUGUGUUGAUAAAGACUGUUGUUGAAGCAUGUUAUUUCAGUUUGUGCACUUCAUUCUGACACAGUUAAACUGCAGUUGACAGGUAAUGGUAACUCCUGAUUAUUUCACUCUUGUUCAUAAUGACAGUAACAUUCAGAACCUGAGUAAUUUAGUAAUUUUUAUAUUUGCUUUUGAAAUCUUCAGCUAAACAAAUACGACAUGACAAAUUGAAAAAGUUAAAUUCUGGUGUGUCUGAGCGUGAUUAUUUUAAAUAUGGGUUAGAUGAUGUGAACUUAACAUUAAUGGCUCCCUGUUUUUCUCUUUGCAGUGUUAAGUUUCUAGUAUUCGCCUUCUCUGUUAGGAGGAGUCAGUAACUGGUAAACAAAAUUGCGGCUGGAGCAACAUAUGCGACAGGCUUGUCACGGAUGGACAGUUGAAAGGAGAUCUUUGAGGUGAAGAGAGAGACCAGAGGGUAAUCAUGAAUUUAAAAAAUAUAUAAAUAUAUAUCACAUGGUCUGCUCCUCACAUUGUUACCAAAGCAGCCUCCUGGAUCGCCGACCACACUAUUUGACAACAGUUCAUUUGACCCCUCACCUAGUCCUUCUUCCUGUACCCGUUUACCUUCAAGCUGACUGAGCAUUGCACUGACACACUUUUGGAGAAAACAGGACUCCUGAUGAAACAUCCCAGAUGACAUCUCUCUGACAGUGUUUGAGCACCAUCCUGCUUAUUUACCAAAUCAGCACCGCCUUUAGUGCGGAACAACUGAGCAAGUUUUCAGUCAAGCACUCGUCUUUCAUCCUGGACUCAAAGAACAAUGUAGCAUCUCUGCUAACACACUGUAGCAUCUGUUGGUUGGGAAAUACCUUCACUUAAAACUGAUGUAUCCACAGUUCAAUGAGAGAGAAAAUUAUGCAUUCAAGGGAUCUUCUAGAUGUCACUCCUGUAUUCCUUUCCAGUGAAGAAGAAGGUCAUUGAGGGAGCACAUGAGAGACAAAGGAUUGGUCUUAUUCAAUGCACCAAUAUGAGACGAAUCACAGGUCUUAAAUGGAACCCCCUGACAGUCCCUUGGUAAAGUUUAGCACUUAUAGUCUUCCAUUAACUUCUAUUAGACUGAAGUACUGCCCUGCUCAUCAAACAGCACUAACUCUGAAGCUGAACAAUCAAAGCACAUGUAGCAUUAUCGUAAACAAGUCAUAGAAGUCCAUUUUAUAUUCGCCCUAAACAGUCUACAUCCCUAAAUAGUGGAAAAAGACUUUUCUUUAUCUCUCAUGUACUGAUAUGGGCUUGCACGAAAAUCUGUGUUGGGUACCAAAGGUCCUUUAGCAUGCACUUGCUGAAUGACCCCCUGUAAUGUAUAGUAGAUUAGUGGAGAUUUUUAACAUAGGAUGAGGCUUCUACUCCCUCUCAUACUAACCAUUGUCUCUUAGUUCUUUAACUGCCAGUAGCUUCCCGUGCCUCACUACACACGUAAGAAACAUCCCCAUGUUUGGGAGAAACAGACAUGAGUAAAUACUGACUCAAGGAGUCAAACCCUGUUGGGAAAUCGCCCUGCCUAAAUUACAGCAAAAAUAAAAACAGUUCUACACUGUUUUGAACGGGACCAAUCUGAUGAUUAUUUCCCCAACACUGCCAAUUAGGCACAAGACUCCUCCAGUGCAUACUGCCCUGCCUCUCUCUUGUCCCUCUUGCUGCCAACAAGUGCUUCACUGGCAACACAAUGUCACAAUGAAGUUCGGGGGGGGGGGGGGUCCUUAUAGGCCAAAAGGAUAUAUUCAGAGAAACGGAGUAGAGCAGGCGAGGACGUGUACAAAGAGAACAAAUCUAUAUUUUGAUAAACAAAUCUACGAUGCUCCAUGACUUUGGAGAAGGGUUUCUGUUUGGGAAGAGUCCAGAAAGGCAGAAAGGAAACAAAAUCGAGGUCUUACAAGCUUGAAACGAAAAUGUGCCGGUGGAAAAGAUCCAGGAAAAGAAGUAUUCCUUCAUCCCACAGGUGUUGGGGAAAAAAGAGUUUUUGAAACAAGCAAUGACUGACUCGCCCAUUCAUACAUGGAAAAGACAAAGGAUGGACAAUAAGAAUAACGGGAAAAAAUGCAUUUUUGUAACUUUGUUUACCAGCAUGACUACUUUGCAUGACUGUCUUUUCUGCAAGCCCUUAGUUGAAGACAAGGGUGCUAGAGAUACAAAAAAGUAUAUAUAAAAUAAAUUUAAAAAAUGUUAUAUGCAAUUAAUGUUUUAAAAAAGAUUAUAAUUAAAGAGAAGAGCUAUAUUUUCUUUUGAAAAGUAAAAAAAAUGUGAAUAUUGAAACAUGUAUGUUUGCAAAGUACACCCUAAACUAUGUUUUGUUUGAUGAAAUUUCUCUGCUACUACUGCCCUACACUCUUCAUUUCAGUGUUUAUGACCUCUGCCAUGAUUUUUAUUUUGUAAUGCAUUAAGCAGCAUACUUUCUAAACAUUCAAUCAACCAACUUUGCCCAUAGCAUAUGAGCAAAGUGUGCUAUUUGUUUUCAGUCACAAAGUCCAUGUUUCCUCCUUGAAUUGUUUGCACAUCUUCAGUAGCAAAAGCAGCAGCCGCACUGAAACAGCAGCUCUCCUUGUCGCAGGUCUGAAAGCUUGAUUAGUUAUCAUAGUUUGCUUGUUUUCUUUGGCAAUAACGAAAGAGUUGUCACGACUGUAGCAGAUAAAAAUGGAGUCCUUUGAGUUACUUUCAAAGCUUUGGUGUUGAAGGCAUUCUUGAGAGCCUUGGAUGCCUCGUUUGCAGAGAUAGCAGUCUCACCCUCUGCAGAAGAACAGGAACACCCUUCAGAUUAUAAAAGAUGCAAUAUGGCAAGGAGUUAAGAGAUUUUAUAGUUGCAUGGAACUAACUGCCAUUCCAGAGUUAGAGUGUGGGCUUAGGGACUCAGGUGUGCUGAUAGUGUGUGUGGAUGUAGGUGUUUUGCUAUUUUCUUUGUAAGCAUAAUAAAUUCUAGUAUAUAGAAACAUGAUAAUGUGAACACCUCACAGUGAUGUGUAAAAAAAUGCAUGCAUUAUGACUUGAUAAUCUCUCAAGGGGGAACAGAGUCUUGCCAUUUCCCCUCGGCCUUCUGUCAUUGUUCCUGUCAUGAUUCCAGUCUGGAUAACUUUAUAAACACUGUGCCGUGUUCUAGAGCAGCAAAGUCUUCCUCGGAGAGGCAACUGAAAACUACUCACACUCACAGUGUCAGCAUGAGUGUGUAGAGGUAGCUCGUCUUCAUUAUUUUAAAAACGUCAGGUCUUAUCAUCUGUCAUUACCAUACGGUUGAGUUCUUGUCAUCCUGCUGGCUAGCUCACUGCAUCAUACAACGCAGUCAUGCAAGCACCAAUCAAAGAGACCCAGAGCUUCCAAAAUGAUGUCAGAAAGUGAGGCAGAAAGGGUAAGAAGUAGAGGUGUCCACCUGAGGCUAGACUGGUAAUAAUGAAAAUGGUGAAAAAUUGAAGGAAGACGAAGGUGAUCUGAGUUUUGAGGGGUCUUCCAGAACCUCUUCUUUGGUUUGGAUUUCCAAGUGAGUUUCAGGCCCUGCUGGUCCGGGGUUUAGCUUAAGCAGCUGAAUGGUCCUCCGCUCAUUUCUCGUACUUUCACCUGGAAGCUGACCACAACGCCGUGUGAUGUAGACUACAGAGAGCGUUCAACAGUUCUGUGGAGUCUGCACAGGUUUUACAGGGUCUAGAACUUUCUCUAGUUGCAAAAAUGUUUUGGGGGUACGUAUCUUUUUAAAACACAGUUUUAAGUUUUCAUUUUGAAAGGUUCUCAGAGCUUGGAUGUCCACAGAGAUUUUUCAUAAAUGGUGUGCACACCGGCAAAAAAAACUUUGCUUCACCCAAAUAUUUGUGAAGUUUUUUGGUUUUUUUUGGCCUGGUAGUCCAUCUAUUUUCAUUCCAUUGUUCUCCAGUGUUAGGUUCGCUAUAUCUUUGUUCUCCACAUUGUGACUAUCUGCCAGUGGCAGGCUGAAAAAGAUGUCUUUUUUUCCCCUAAUGCAUAAUACUGCCAUUUGAUUUAGACUCGGUGAUCAGAAUGAGUUACAAUGUUGAUUGUGCUAAGUCUGUUUUAUUUUUAAAGGUUUUUUAUUUGUUGGAAAAUGUAAAAAAAAAAAAAAAGGCACCUCACACCACCAAAAGAACAGAAAUGCUUUACUUGAUACGUAACGGCUACUUUGUGUUAGUUUGACAUGUCCUCUGCAGAUAUUUGGAAGCUGUCACAUUGUCCUUGGAAAACACAUCCUCCAAGUGCAUCCUGUUGAUUUGACUUACAUGUUUGUUCUUUUCCAAAAUGUUUUCAUUUUGUCUCUUUGUUUGAGGACACUGUAUGCAAUCCACACCAUGAAUGCCACUGAUCGACACUUACUGUAUGCUCCCUGAGACGCAGAUGUGCUGUCAUCAGUUUAGAUGUUUUCAGCCACCUAUUUAGUGGCUUUAUGGCUUUCCAUAGAGUGACAUAGCAAUCACAUAUAUCUAAAAAGAUUAUUUUACAAAUUGAUAAGACUAGAGUUGUUUCAGAGCAAAUUAUAUCAUACUAUAUAAAGUUUUUUAAUAUAUUAAAUGUUAUUUUAAUUAGAAAAUAUGGCAAAAGUCAAACCUUAUAGACGUUUAAUUUAAUGCAUCAAACACCCACAUAAGCAUCCCAAAGAUUCAUUUUACAUGCUAUUAUUGUGUAAAACAGACUUAGGUACUGGUCCAUUGUACUGUGGUCUUAAAUGGAGCAGGAAUGGGAAGAAGAGGUGGUCACUGGAACGUCAGGUUGUGACUUACGCCGGAUUUCAUUUUUGAAAUGUUGGAACACGAAGAACAACUCAUCAAGAACUGUAUAAAGUAUAUUUCAAUGGAAUGUUCAUGAUCUAUCUUUUUAUAUUUUGAAGAGAAAAAAAUAGACACAUAUCAAUAAAGCGUCAUAAUUGAACAUAUUUCUACUAUUGAGACUUAAAAUGUAUGAAUGUCAAUGGGAUCUAAUGUGAACCAACCUGCAUUGCAGCUUGAAUGAAUAACUGAACAACAGUCAUGAGAUGCUUUUUCAGAGACGAUGAAAUUGCUUAAAAAUCAGUGAGAUCAACCUAAAAUAAAAGAAAAGUAAUCACA
Girardinichthys multiradiatus is the source of this 16071-nucleotide messenger RNA. RefSeq names its product potassium voltage-gated channel subfamily C member 1-like. Gene Ontology annotation, cellular component: voltage-gated potassium channel complex; dendrite membrane; axon. The record is from RefSeq and is a predicted model, not a curated record. Gene Ontology annotation, biological process: protein homooligomerization; potassium ion transmembrane transport. Gene Ontology annotation, molecular function: protein binding; delayed rectifier potassium channel activity. The transcript has 6 exons. NCBI's taxonomy places the organism in Eukaryota, Metazoa, Chordata, Actinopteri, Cyprinodontiformes, Goodeidae. The coding region runs from base 92 to 2179 and encodes 695 amino acids.